AUGAUAAUGCACAGAGACCAAAUCAACGGAAUCGACGUUUUUAUGUUGGUUCAAGACAUUUUGUGCAGCAAAACAUGGCUUGAAGAAAAUUCUAGUAUUAACAAUACAAGAUCAGCUUUCUUGAGCUCUGGUCAGCAAUCAGUCGGACAAAUACCAGGCAGUGCUCCAAAUAUAACGCUUCUGAUUGAAGGGGGCGAUAAAAUUGGAGAAAAUAUGAUCAUUUCUGUCGCAAAUAUUUCUGAAACUCUUUCAGCUGAAUUUGUCGACUGUGACCUCCAUGCGAAAAGCAUAACUUUACCAAUCAUCAAAAACAAAACGACAACGAGCGUCGGAGAAUAUCUAAAAACGACGGUUUCGACGAGCUCUUCUUUCAAUAUGCUUCGAUUUUCUAUGGACAUCGACGAGCUCACUGCUUUUGAAGUCAAAUGUGAAGUUCUUUUGAAUGAAAAUGAAGGCUCUGUCGAAUCUUCUGGUUCCGGUGAAGGCAAGUCUAGCAGGGCAGUUCUUUCCGAAGCCAAGUGGAGGCUCCAUCUUGCGCAGCAUCUCAAACAUGUCAGUAUAUUUUAUGAAGCCAGUCGCUUUCAGGUCGUUGUCAGCCAAGACCCUGAUGAACUCGUCCAACUAAUGCGGGCCGAGUUCAACAUCAUGAAACUCAUAAGAAAGACGAAAGAAGUGAAGUAG
Molecule: messenger RNA, 681 nt
Organism: Oikopleura dioica
Lineage: Eukaryota; Metazoa; Chordata; Appendicularia; Copelata; Oikopleuridae
Source: the annotation of a GenBank genome assembly